AUGGCGGCGGGAGUAGCGGCAUGGCUUCCCUUUGCCCGGGCGGCAGCUAUCGGCUGGAUGCCUGUGGCCAAUUUGCCCAUGCCAGUGGCGCCUGCUGAGAAGAGCAAGCGGCGGGAGGAGCUUAUCAUUCUUAAUGUUAGUGGACGGCGCUUCCAGACAUGGAGGAACACGUUGGACCGCUAUCCGGACACCCUGCUGGGCAGCUCAGAGAAGGAGUUCUUCUACAACGAGGAGACCAAAGAGUACUUCUUUGACCGGGACCCUGACUUGUUCCGCAGUGUGCUCAACUUCUACCGCACUGGCAAGCUCCACUACCCACGCUACGAGUGCAUCGCCUCGUAUGAUGAGGAGCUGGCGUUCUUUGGCAUUCAGCCAGAGAUCAUUGGUGACUGCUGCUAUGAAGAGUACAAGGACAGGAAGAGGGAGAACGCAGAACGUCUGAUGGAUGAUCAGGAGGACAACAAGGACAACAAGCCGCCCAACAUGACCUGCAGGGAGACCAUGUGGCGGGCUUUUGAGAACCCCCACACCUCCACCAUGGCCCUAGUCUUCUACUAUGUCACUGGCUUCUUCAUCGCUAUUUCUGUCAUCACAAAUGUUGUGGAGACAGUCCCCUGCGGCUUGGUGCCAAACCAGAAGGAAGUUCCAUGUGGCGUACGCUACACUGUGGCCUUUUUCUGCAUGGACACGGCCUGCGUUAUGAUUUUCACCGUGGAGUACCUGAUGCGCUUGUUUGCUGCGCCCAGCCGCUACCGAUUCAUGAGGUCGGUCAUGAGCAUCAUUGAUGUGGUGGCAAUCUUGCCCUAUUACAUUGGCCUGGUGAUGACUGACAAUGAGGAUGUGAGCGGUGCUUUCGUGACCCUCAGAGUUUUCCGCGUGUUCCGUAUCUUUAAGUUCUCCCGUCACUCGCAGGGCCUGCGCAUCCUGGGCUACACGCUGAAGAGCUGUGCCUCCGAGCUGGGCUUCCUGCUCUUCUCCCUCACUAUGGCCAUAAUUAUCUUUGCUACGGUUAUGUUCUACGCAGAGAAGGGUUCAACCUCCAGCAAAUUCACCAGCAUCCCAGCCUCCUUCUGGUACACCAUUGUUACUAUGACAACGCUCGGGUACGGAGACAUGGUUCCUAAGACCAUUGCGGGGAAGAUCUUUGGCUCGAUCUGCUCUCUGAGCGGGGUGCUGGUAAUCGCCCUGCCUGUCCCCGUCAUCGUGUCCAACUUUAGUCGCAUCUAUCACCAGAACCAGAGAGCAGACAAGCGGCGGGCACAGAAAAUGCAGAAAGCCCGCUUGGCCAGGAUACGAAUAUCUAGGGAGGGAACCUCCAGCGCCUUCCUCCACAGCAAGCGCAACGGCCUGUUCAACGAAGUCCUGGAGCUCACGAACUCUGAGGAGGAUCAGCGGUUAAGUAAGUCGACUUCUCUAUUAGAGAGCCAGCACCACCACCUGCUGCACUGUCUGGAGAAAACCACUAACCACGAGUUUGUGGAUGAACAGUAUUACCAGCAGAGCUACCUGGAGGCGGGGAUGCAAAACUACCCAUCUCAAAGCCCCUCCCUCUCCAGCCGAGAAGGUGUGACCGGCACCUGCUGCACCCGCCGGAGCAAGAAGCACCACACCCCUUUACAGAACGCCAGCGGCCCAGCGCACAUGCAGCCUUUGACGCACACACACCAACAAGGUUUGCAGGAGCUCAGCACCAUCCACAUCAGCACCAGUCGCUCCAGUCUGAACAUGCGCGUGGACGAACCAGGAGCCCUGAACUGCCAGAGCAGCCAGAUCACCACAGCAAUCAUCAGCAUUCCCACACCGCCCGUGACGACCCCUGAUGGCGACGCUCACCUGCCGGUGGGCCCCACCUACCAGAACGUUGUGAAGGUGUCCGCACUGUGA
Molecule: messenger RNA, 1884 nt
Organism: Pleuronectes platessa (European plaice)
Lineage: Eukaryota; Metazoa; Chordata; Actinopteri; Pleuronectiformes; Pleuronectidae
Gene: kcnd3
Product: potassium voltage-gated channel, Shal-related subfamily, member 3
Exons: 6
Coding region: 1-1884 (627 amino acids)
Biological process (GO): potassium ion export across plasma membrane; protein homooligomerization
Cellular component (GO): membrane; voltage-gated potassium channel complex; neuronal cell body
Molecular function (GO): protein binding; A-type (transient outward) potassium channel activity
Source: RefSeq, a predicted model, not a curated record